This is a messenger RNA of Sordaria macrospora k-hell, 273 nucleotides long. RefSeq lists its product as uncharacterized. The record is from RefSeq and is a predicted model, not a curated record. NCBI's taxonomy places the organism in Eukaryota, Fungi, Ascomycota, Sordariomycetes, Sordariales, Sordariaceae.
AUGUCCCAACAAACCCCCACAAACCCCAUCUACCCCCUCUUCAUCUUCCUCUUCGAAACCGAGCGCUUCCUCCUAGAAACGCUCAAAAACCAUGACCUUGAUCUGGCACAACACUCCAAGCUGAAAACAACCAACCAAGCAUUCCGAAAAUGGGCAAAAGAGAACAUCACACACCUCACCAAAACCGCCCGCAAUCUGGAAAACAGCGAGGUGCAUAAGCCGAAAUAUUACAAGGCGUAUCAGAUGCUGUUUUGGAGGUUGAGAGGGGUGUAG